AUGGAUAUGGAUCAAGAGAUCGGUCAAAAUCCUCCUGGAUUUGAUGGUGAACCAGUCCCGAUCAGUGGUAACCAGGAGACUGAACCAGUCCCUGAAGACAACUUUUGGGAAAAUGAGUUAUUCAACAGAGGAGUACAAGAUGAUGAUCAUGUGAAGGAAAACGGCAACAAAAGCUCCAUCACUCAAGGGGAAACAGACCUGAACCAACUCCCGGCGAUUCCGCCGGCUUCUAACGGCGAAGGUUUGCCGUUUGCGCCUGUCGAUUUCCCGAGCGCCGGUGAUGUUUGGAGUUGGAGAGUUGGGAGGAGAGUGACUGCUACAGGGCUUCAUAAAGAUCGGUUUCUGUUUCUCCCUGACAGGCUUAAGAUCAAGAAUGCACCAAAGUCAUUUGCGAGCAAGAACACUCUUUCUCGUUACCUUGAAUCGAAUUUCCCUGAGAUGGAUGUUAAUGCGUUCUUUGCAUGUUUUAGCUGGAACAUCCCGGCUCUGUUUCAGCCUGCGGAUAGAGUUGAUGCUGCAUCUCUGUUUGAAGAGACGUCUAAAGAAGUACAGAAUCAAGGUGAUGAUGGGAAGAAGGAAGGAUCUACUUCGCGUUACAGCCAGAGGAAGAGAAAACCUGUGCAGACACAGACUUAUGAACCUGUUGAACAGAAACCUAAAUCAACUCCACGAGCUAUCAACAAGAAGAAGAAAGAGAAAGAAGUCUCUACAACUCCCGCAGCAACCAAACCGAAGCCAUCUAGGCAGCCUUCUUCGAGACGCUCCACAAGACAGCGAGAAAGUAAUGUGGUUAACUUGGAAGAAGAAGAAGAGAACGAACCAGCUGCAACGAAACCGAGCAAGAGAAUGAAGAAACGCAGAGGUAAUGUAGCAGAGGAAGCAGAAGACGUAUCGAUUCCUCAUAUCUAUGUUUCUCCGAUGAACGGUGUCCUUGCGGUUUCUCACUCUCCUGUUGAUAUUAACCCGGAAGAGUUCGACAGUUAUCUCAACACUCUGGAGAAUCUUCUUCAGCAGCAGCCUUCAGAAGCAGGACAUGAGUCUUCUUCAUCUGUUCCCGUUACUUCGAGCUCUCCAAUGAAAGAAUACGAAUGGGCGGAAGCUAGGAUGAAGCUUUCAUCGUUUCUGGACAAAGACUUCUCUUCCUUGUUAAUGUCCAACGAAGCUGCGGAGAUAGCAAGCUUGGCAACAAAGCUGAAGAAAGAUCCAAGCCUUACAGCUGAAGAGAUAGUGAGGCUGAAGCUUAUAGAAGAGAUUCCAACUUUCAGCGAAGUCUUUCAGGAGAACAAAAGCGUGAUCGUGGAAGCAGAUAGGUUCUUCUCUGCUCUCGAGCUUAACAAAGCCAAAGUCGCAUCUCUCAAGUACGAGUACAGCGAUUUAAAGGACAAGCUAGGAAAUAUACAGACUGAAGUCGAUGCAAACACCGAGUCGAUCCGUCAGAUCGACGAGCAAAUCGCUCAGCUUCAAGCUAGACGCACCGAGCUGACACGUGGCAUCAGUAGCAAAGAGAAAGAGAAAGUUGAUCUGAGCUAUGGUCAGAAGAUGGUAGCGAACUCGAUCCCUAAAGUGGUUCAAGAAGUUCAAGCAGCUAACUCCAAGAAACCAGAUUGGGAAGUGAAGAAAGAAAACGCUCUUAAACGUGAAGCAGAGAUCCUCAACAAAUUCUCCUCUCUCAAAGGUUUUUUUCUCUAA
Molecule: messenger RNA, 1689 nt
Organism: Thlaspi arvense
Lineage: Eukaryota; Viridiplantae; Streptophyta; Magnoliopsida; Brassicales; Brassicaceae
Source: the annotation of a GenBank genome assembly